UUCUAAGGAGUGCCAGUUCCCUGGGAAGGGGUCAGUUUCCCUUUAGUCACUGUCUUCCCUAACAGCUUCCUGUUUAGCUGCCUGGAGUGAUUUGGGGUGACUCAGGGGUACCUUACACAACCCCAGAUUCCUGGGAAGUGGCAAAGGUAGUAAGUUACAGAUCCUGUCCACAAACACCUAUGGGAGGCAGAGAAAUCUAAAAACUAGAGGGUGGGGCUGCUUAAUCCCCCCCACACACACAUGGUCGAGAACAGAAGGGGGUGUUGAGAUCUGUGAAAGGUCUCUGAAUGUGAAACCCAGGGCUGCCUGCCUCAGUUCCGGUGCGUAGCCCCAGCUCUGGGCCAUACUGCAGUCUGGCCAUGUUCCAGCAGCACCCAGCAGGCUCAGCAGGUCCAUGGGCGUGGCACUGCCCAGUGGUGGAGCCAGCCUACACUGGCUCAGCAGGCAGGCUCGGCCCGGGCAUCAGAUCCCUUUGGGACUGGGAAGGCUGUGCUUUUGACAGAAGCCUGCUGCGGAGCCAGGGCUAUGAUCCCCCUCCUGUACUUUGUUCUGCCCACCCUGGGCAGUUACAUCAUGCUCUCCAUCUUCUUCCUGCGCCGACCUCAUCUGCUGCACACACCCAGAGCUCCUGUCUUCCCUAUCUGCCUGGCUGCCCACCGUGGAGGGUCUGGGGAGCGGCUGGAAAACACCAUGGAGGCAGUAGAAAAUUCCAUGGCCCAGCGAGCAGAUCUCUUGGAAUUUGACUGCCAGCUCACCCGAGAUGGUGUGGUGGUAGUGUCACACGACAAGAACCUGUCCCGCCAGUCAGGCCUAAAUAAGGAUGUGAACACCCUGGCCUUUGAGGAACUGCCCCUCUACAAGGAAGAACUGGAGAUUUACUUCUCGCCGGGCCAUUUUGCCCACGGGUCAGACCGGCACAUGAUUAGUUUGGAGGAUGUAUUCCAGAAAUUUCCUAGGACUCCCAUGAGCUUGGAGAUCAAAGAAAAAAAUGAAGAACUCAUUCACAAGGUAGCCAACCUGACCAGGCACUUUGACCGGAGCGAGAUUACUAUUUGGGCUUCAGAGAAGAGCUCAGUCAUGAAGAGAUGCAAGGCUGCUAAUCCUGAGAUGCCCAUGGCCUUCACAAUAUGGCGAUCAUUCUGGAUAUUGGUGUUCUACUACCUGGGGCUGCUGCCUUUUGUCUCCAUCCCUGAGAAGUUUUUCUUCUGUUUCCUGCCCACCAUCAUCAACAGGACUUAUUUCCCAUUUUCCUGUGGAUGGAUGAACAAACUGUCGGCUACAGUUACAAAAUGGAUCAUCAUGAGGAAAAGUCUGAUCCGACACUUGCAGGACAGAGGGGUGCAGGUACUAUUUUGGUGCCUUAAUGAAGAAUCAGAUUUUGAAGUGGCCUUCAACUUGGGAGUCAAUGGUGUCAUGACUGAUUACCCCACAGCCCUGAGACACUACCUGGACAAGCAGAAAGGAAGAGACCCAGCCUCCUCAGUCUGAAGCCCUGUCCUUUCUUUCUCUUAAGAAAAAUAAAUAUUUUCUUGUCAAAACAUA
Grammomys surdaster is the source of this 1542-nucleotide messenger RNA. RefSeq names its product glycerophosphodiester phosphodiesterase domain containing 3 (gene Gdpd3). The transcript has 10 exons. Bases 526 to 1488 code for a protein of 320 amino acids. Gene Ontology annotation, molecular function: phosphatidylcholine lysophospholipase A1 activity; phosphoric diester hydrolase activity. Gene Ontology annotation, biological process: glycerophospholipid catabolic process. Gene Ontology annotation, cellular component: endoplasmic reticulum membrane. NCBI's taxonomy places the organism in Eukaryota, Metazoa, Chordata, Mammalia, Rodentia, Muridae. The record is from RefSeq and is a predicted model, not a curated record.